Schistocerca gregaria is the source of this 3978-nucleotide messenger RNA. Its product is annotated as Down syndrome cell adhesion molecule-like protein Dscam2. Bases 1 to 3669 code for a protein of 1222 amino acids. Gene Ontology annotation, molecular function: protein binding. The record is from RefSeq and is a predicted model, not a curated record. Gene Ontology annotation, biological process: axon guidance; cell-cell adhesion. The transcript has 20 exons. Gene Ontology annotation, cellular component: plasma membrane; axon. NCBI's taxonomy places the organism in Eukaryota, Metazoa, Arthropoda, Insecta, Orthoptera, Acrididae.
AUGCAGGACCGGCGCGUGGCCGCCGGCCGCGACGCCAUCUUCACCUGCCGCGUCGCCGGCUUCCCCAUCAGCCACAUCCAGUGGCACCGCAACGGUAAAUACUUACCACAGAACCAUAGGCAAUUGGUCUUUCCAAAUGGCACUCUCAUAAUUCGAGAUACAAGGAAGGAAGACGAUGGUGGAUACUUAUGUGUUGCUAGCAACCCUGAUGGUCUUACUUCUCGAAGUAAAUUGAUUGUGCAAGUUAUGGAGCCACCUUCCAUUGAUCCUUUCUCCACAAAAAAAGAUGCUCAGAAAGGCACGAGGGUACAUCUACAUUGUGUUGUAAUCAAAGGUGAUCCUCCUAUAGUGUUUCGAUGGCUGAAGGAUGGUGAAAGCAUCCCGCAUGGUUUAUCUGUUAUUGAAAGAACAAUAGAUGAGUAUUCCAGUACUCUGACAUUCAAUAGGGUUAUGGAAGACCACACAGGAAAUUACACAUGUGUUGCUGAAAAUGCUGUAGCCAACACAAGCCAUACAACUCAACUUACAGUUAAAGUUCCUCCAUCCUGGUUACACGAACCAGCAGAUGUUAGUGUUCUGAUGGGAGACUCUGUAAUUGUACCCUGUGAUGCUGAUGGUUCACCAAAACCCACAAUACUGUGGAAAAGAGAAUCAGACAGGCCACAAUCAUUAUACCAAGAUGACACCUUCCAAACAAAUAAUUUCAAAGUGCUUCAUAAUGGUAGCCUCUGGAUUCAAAAUGCUCUUCCAGAGGACAGGGGUUAUUACACAUGUGAGGCAAGAAAUGAAAUUGGAAUGGCACUGAACAAAGUUAUUUACAUUACAGUACAUGUACCUGCAAGAUUUUCCUCUUCUCUCCAGAAUGUGACAGCAAUCAAAGGUGGUACAGCAGCAAUAGACUGUGUCGCAAGAGGUGACAAACCAAUCUCAAUAAAAUGGUUUCAUAGCGGUACCCCUUUUGAAACACAUCUUCAGCCAAGAGCUGAAAUAAGUGAAGAAAGUUUAGAAUUUGGUAGUCACUCAAGAAUAACACUGAAGAAUGUUCUUCGGAGUGAUACCUCAGCAUUCACAUGUUUUGCAAAAAACCAGUAUGGCAGUGAUGAGUCAGAUAUCUGGGUUAUAGUUCAGGAAGUUCCGGAAGCACCAGCAAAUGUUCACGUGCAAAACUACACAAGCAGAGCUGUGAAUCUGACAUGGGAACAACCAUAUGAUGGAAAUAGCCCAAUCACUGUUUACACAGUCCAGUACAAGAAAAAACUAGUGGCAUGGGAGGAGAAAGUAUCUCAGAUAACUGUUCCUGGAGAUCAGUUAUUUGCUACCAUUAGUGGACUACAGCCAGCUAGCAGCUAUCAUUUUAGAAUUGUGGCAAGAAAUUCUCUUGGGCCCUCAAAUGCUAGUAAUGAUAUUAUGGUCACUACAGCUGAAGAAGCUCCUGAAGGACCACCACAAGACAUCAGUGUCAGAGCUUUUGACUCAGAGAGCUUGUCUGUAAGCUGGAAGGAACCUAUUCGUGAACUUCAGCAUGGAGAAAUAAUUGGAUAUUAUAUUGGUUACCGAAUGAGUAACUCUACUGAGCCAUUCCAGUAUAAAACAUAUGAAGUGAUACCAGAUGCUGAAAUGAAAAUAAUAAUCUCAGGCCUCCACAAGUUUACCCAGUAUGCAAUAUUUACCCAAGCAUAUAACAGCGCGGGUGCAGGACCACAGAGCGCAGAGAUAUUAGUCUUCACAGACGAAGAUGUUCCAGACUCACCUCCAAGAGAUGUUCAUUGCACCAGUGUAUCUUCACAAAGUAUCCUCUUGACCUGGCUGGAAAUUGCUGUUAAUAAUGUCAAUGGUGUCCUGCUGGGGUACAAGGUCACAUACAGGACUGUUUCUGAGUGGGAUGAGGCUUCAUCUCAGUCUGAAUCUUCCACUGAAGAAUGCAAAAUGGAGUUAGUUGGGCUUCAAAAAUAUUGUAACUAUAGCAUGGAAGUGAGAGCUUACACCAGAGUGGGGGAUGGUGUUUCAAGCAGACCUGUCUUCUGUAGAACACAGGAGGAUGUCCCUGAUAAGCCUGAAGACAUUAAAGCACUGGCUGCUAAUGCAAAAACAUUGCUGAUUUCUUGGAAAAAGCCAAAAUCUCCAAAUGGAAUAAUAAAAAGAUACAAUUUGUACAUGAGGUCCCUGGAUGGUGCACAUCUGUUGAAAGAAGAGUAUGAAAUACCUCCAAGCCAGACACACUACUUCGUGUCGCAUCUUGUUCCACAUCAUCGAUAUGAAUUCUGGGUGACUGCAGCCACAGUGGUUGGGGAGAGCCAACCCAGUCUGCAUGUGAUACAGGCACCAUCAGAGCAAGUGCCAGCAAAGAUUGCCUCAUUUGGUGACCAUGUGGUGGGUGCCAGAGGGGAAGAACUUGCUCUGCCAUGUCUCACUGUUGGGCUUCCUCAGCCUACAAUAAUAUGGAGGAAGGGGGGGAAAAAUAUCCAGGAAAAUGGUCAGAUUCGCAUCAACACAGAAUGGACUCUUCACAUGAUGUCACUACAAACAACAGACGCAGGAAAUUAUUCUUGUAGAGUAGAAAACGUACUGGGAAUUGAUGAAAUAACAUACACUGUCACAGUGAAAACCCGAAGGAGUCAUGGUGCCCCACUCGCUCCAGUUGAUUUUAAAGUGUCUUCUGCUACGGAAACCAGCAUGUUACUCCAGUGGACAACACCCAGCAAUAGUAUAUAUGUGCCCGAAGGUUAUAGCUUACAUUUCAAACGAGAAUUUGGUGAAUGGGAAAAAAUGAUCCUGCAUGCUGAAGACAACCACUUUAAUCUAGAGAACCUCCAGUGCGGCUCAAAGUAUCAGCUUUAUAUUCAGGCUUUCAAUCAAGCUGGACACAGCAACCCCACAGAUACUCUGUUUGCUUACACACAAGGAAAAGCUCCAGUUGCUCCAAACAAAGAUGAAUUUUUGGUAAUAAAUUCUACUUUUAUACAUCUAAAUGUAAGGACAUGGGACACUGGAGGGUGUCCUAUAACAACACUGGUAGUAGAAUAUAAACUGAAAUCUGACAAGAAAUGGACACUCGUCACGAAUAAUUUGAAGUACACAGAAGAGAAAUUUUCUAUUCUUGAUCUUAAUCCUGAGACAGAGUACCAGCUGCGAAUUACUGCACACAAUAGUGCAGGCUCAACUGUAUCCCUGUAUGAUUUCAUAACAUCUUUCAGUGCCGGAGAAAUUGUUCAACCAGAGCUCAUUAGACAUAGAGGUUAUAGGAGUAAGAAUUUCUAUAAAGAACUUGGCGCCAUAAUUCCCAUCACUGUUGUGGCAUUAACCGGGAUUAUUUGCGGAAUAGGAAUGUUGCUGUAUUUUAGACGAAGGAAACAGAAUAACACAGGUGCCAAGUGUGAAGGCAUGAAUGUUCAUGAUACAACUGCCACACCUGAAAACAAAGGAGAUUACUUGACUAGUGACAUCCCACUGGACCAGAAGUCUGGACACUCUUCUGUGAUGCCAGAGAUAACUGCAAAAGUCAACCCAUAUGCCACAUUUAGACUAACAGAUGAAGAGAAAAUGGAUUCCUUGAUACCUGAUUAUGAAAGCUGCAGUGAAUACAUGAAGAUAAAAAAGAAAGUGGAGAGUGAAGCUGAGGACGUUGACUGGAUACCACUGCACAGUCUUUAUCAGGCUCACAGAUACUGAGUCUCAAACAUUCACAAAUGACAUGAAAUGUUGAGAUGAAAGCUGUUUAAAGACAGGAAACUAAGUGCCUUAUUCUCAUAAAUGUUAUGCUGAAUCAUUGAUGUGCAACAAAUAUUUGCAUGUUUUGAAAUACAAAAAUCAUUGAUAUAUACUGCUGAUCAAUAUAUUCAUUGUUUACCUUAUUUCUAAGUCUCAAAAUUAACUUCUUGCAGCAACUGAAUAAGAUCCUUGUAUAUACUACUAAAAUAAAUAAUGUUCAACAAAUUUUUCCGUAACAUUACUCUCUCCUUGAUUGUCACAUAAAAAAAU